This is a messenger RNA of Hyposmocoma kahamanoa, 3171 nucleotides long. It is a transcript of the gene Usp8, whose product is annotated as ubiquitin carboxyl-terminal hydrolase 8. The transcript is spliced from 20 exons. Bases 39 to 2837 code for a protein of 932 amino acids. Lineage: Eukaryota; Metazoa; Arthropoda; Insecta; Lepidoptera; Cosmopterigidae. Gene Ontology annotation, molecular function: cysteine-type deubiquitinase activity. The record is from RefSeq and is a predicted model, not a curated record. Gene Ontology annotation, biological process: protein deubiquitination.
AAUUGAACACCAAAUUCCACAGGACAUCAAAAUUCAAUAUGACUGAAGGCAGGAGAAUACAGCUUCACCUCGGGAAGUGCAUCGAGGAUUUGGACAAGCUGCAUAAUGUUCCAGAUUUAAAGACGAAAAGGACUCAAAUGCUAUGUAAAACUGCGCUGAAACUUUUCGAGAAGGCGGAGCAGGACCGCGAGCGUGGCGACGAGGAGAACUCUUACGUGUACUACAUGAAAUACCUGCGUGUCAUCGCGUUCUUGAGCAGCGACAAGGAUUACCUGAAGGACAAGUCCUAUUACAAUAACAUGCUGGGCAUCAAGAAUCCCAACAAGGCCAUUGACGCUGCAGAAAAACUCAAGAAAAGUCUCAUUGAACGUUAUGCCAUGCAGCGGCAGGAAAAGCGUCCAGACCCAGUUAUUGAAGAGAUAACCAAACAGGAAGCUGUGACCAUAGCUGAGCCUGCGCCCAAUGCGGGUCUCCCCAGUAUAGACGAGGUGACGAUUAAGUGCGAGCAGCUGUAUCCAAUCUUGAAGGCCGGGAAGUUGAAGGUGAUGAUUCUUGACUGCCGCCCCGGAAAGGAUUACAUCGACUCCCAUAUCAACUAUCCGGGGUGCAUAAGUGUCCCUGAGGAAUCCAUCUCGCCAGGGCAAUCCGCGAACGUUCUAGAGCAAAAUCUACCCGCGGCGUCACAGCUCGUGUUCGCCGAGCGCGCGGCUAUGGAGCUGAUCGUGAUCCUCGACUGGAGCAGCACCUCAAUUAUCCCCGGCAAGACGCUCUUCCUCAUCAAGACAAUACUCCUAAAGUGGGACGUCAACGUGCAGUACUCGCGGCCACCGUUGGCGCUCUACGGUGGCUACGAGGAUUGGAUGCUGAAGUACCCCGCGCUAACGACCAACCCACAGGCCGUCCCGCCCAGCCAGCAGGAGCUUCUGGAGGACAUGCUUAGUGACAUCGACUAUCCGACGUGGACGGAGCCGCCUGCGACGCCGCUGCAGCCGCCGGUGUCGAUGCCACCGCAGCGCGCGGGCAAGCCCGGCGAGCCGGUCGUCGACCGCUCCAGCAAGGCUGCAGCGGUGCAGGUGUACGAGGAACGCGCUCGCGGCAUGCAGCGCAUUCUGGAGCAGCAGGAGCGCAUCGCGGACACUUCGCUUACGUUGCAGCUGCAGCGCAUCGAGGCCGAACAGGACUGGGAGCGCGUGCGGCUGCAGCGCGAAGCCGAGCAGCGCGACGAGCUGCGCGUCAUGUAUCAGCUGCGCGAGCAAGAGAUCAUCUCGCAGCUCAUGCAGCUCGAGAACAAGCAAUACGACAUGGAACAAGAGAAUCAGCAGUUGCGCGACCAGUUGGAAGAGUAUCAACGUCGCGAUCGCGAGGAAGCCGAACGGAUUAGCGAUGACCUCACCGCUACUCACUCCGAGUCUGAAGAAGUGGAGCGGCAGCGUCUGAUCGCGGAGAAGGCGAUGACCGCGCGGGAGGUGGCCGCGUCGCGCGCGCGCAUCGCCGCGGUGACCUCGCAGCGCGACCAGCUCGACCGCCGGCGCGAGCUCAUGGAGGCCGAGCGCAAGCGCAAGCUGGCCGAGGCGCGCGACAAGCGCAAACCACAAUUCGACAAGAACCGCAAUGUCGACGAAGACGGCGACACGUACAUGUCGUCGCCAGUGGACAGCCCCACAGGAUUAGUUCGUUCACUAUCUUCACCAAACAUCGCCAACGGAUCGGGCAACUCGGAUGAAGAGGAGCCUCAGGUGCCAACUUUCGACCGCAGCACGAAGCCUCGGCCCCCGGCGCCACCGGAACGCGUGCACGACUUCGAGCCCUACGGCACCGCACCCGGCCGCGGCCUGACCGGCUUGAAGAACCUGGGCAACACGUGCUACAUGAACUCGAUCCUGCAGUGUCUCAACAACACGGCCGUGCUCGUUCAGUACUUCUGCACUGGCCAGUACUUGGAGCAUAUCAAUAGGUCGAACAGCACACGCGGUGCCAUCGCCGAAGAAGUGGCGGCUCUGAUUCGUGUGCUCUGGGGUGGACACUACCGAUUCAUCAGUGCCAAGGAUUUUCGGAAGGAGUUGGGCAAGCACCAGCGUGCGUUCCGCGGCUGCGAACAGCAGGACUCCCAUGAGUUCCUCACCAUCCUAAUGGACUGGCUGCACCUCGACCUGCAGUUCACCAUCAAACCGCAGCCCAAAGAGAACAUGGGUCCAGCAGAGCGCGCCUGGCACGAGUACACCAAGGCUAAAGAGUCGCUAAUCCUACGGCUGUUCUACGGGCAGAUCAAGUCCACUGUGCGCUGCACCGUCUGCGGCAAGACCAGUGUCACCUACGACAGCUUUUCCAGCUUGUCGCUCGAGCUGCCCGCUAACGCAGCUCGUUGCACUCUCAGUGACUGCCUUCGCCUGUAUCUGACCGGAGAAACGAUCCCCGGCUGGAACUGCCCAACCUGUAAAGAGAAACGGGACGCGGUCAAGAAGCUGGACAUCUCGCGGCUACCUCCAGUAUUGGUGAUUCACUUCAAGCGGUUCUAUCUCGACCGGCAGGUACGGCCAGAAUACGGAGGCACCCAGGACGUGUUUAGCAAAAAGAUGACGUACAUCGAUUUCCCUCUGGCGGAGCUCGACAUGCGGCCAUUCUCUUUGCACGUGCCCAGCAACCGCCCGUACAGCCUCUACGCUGUCUCCAACCACUACGGCUCCACGCAGAGUGGACACUACACCGCUGCUUGCAAGAGUAGCGUCUACGGCAAAUGGUACAAGUACGACGAUCAUGCAGUCGCCGAGAUGCCGCCGAGCGAGGUCAAGUCCAGCGCCGCGUACAUCUUGUUCUACUCGGCCUGUGGAUCCGUAUGAUGCGUGGCGAAACAACUGCAACAUCUCUCGUUGCAGUUUGAUGCUCGAAACCACCCCAGCGCACCCCCCGUACCGCCAGUAUUCACCUUGUGCUGCUCGCGCCCCGCGACCCCGGCCCCCGCGACCCCGCCCCCGGCGCUCCCGCCUCUCGCGAUCCCCUCUAUUUCGCUGCAGAACAAAAACCCCGACCACGACUCGGACUACGACUCGGAUGUCGACGAUUAUAACAAAAACUCCGAAUGAAACCGAGCGAAGCCGACGACGCCCGAAAGGAGUGCCAUCGGCAAAACGAACCGCAAUGUCAAUUUAGUGCCGGAUCACCUUCAAUUAACGC